Messenger RNA from Saccostrea echinata, 7357 nucleotides. RefSeq lists its product as uncharacterized. The coding region runs from base 13 to 6921 and encodes 2302 amino acids. The record is from RefSeq and is a predicted model, not a curated record. The transcript has 52 exons. NCBI's taxonomy places the organism in Eukaryota, Metazoa, Mollusca, Bivalvia, Ostreida, Ostreidae.
AGGAUCAGCACAAUGUUGGAGAUAUCAGAGCUUUACAAGGUGACUGGGUCCAAGAAGGUCCAGGAGAUGGAGAAAGAGCUAUCCAUUGAUCUUGAGGAUCUCAAGAAGGACAUCGAGGACAAUAUUGUGGACCACAUACCAGUCAAAAUGAUAAGCUCUAUACCAAUGCCAAAGGAUGUGUCCUAUUUUCGCAGAGAAAGGAAACUGGUUAUUGAUCGCCUGUUGCAGGUUAGUGAAGCCCAGCCAUUGAAAAUGCAAGCAGAGAUCAUCAAAGAAGAAAUGAUGUCAGCAGAAGAAAAUGAAUACUCAGCAAAAAGUCUGCCACUUCUUUUACACCAGUACUACAUAGAGAAGAUUUACCAGCUGGUCCAGUGUAAACAUUUACACAUGCUGAGAUGGAAGCGAUUCUGUGAGCAUACAAGCACUAUAGAAUCUCUGUAUCCCCACUACACAAAAAGACUCAAUCAUAUAAUGGCCGAGUACCACGACAGUGUCCAGCGAGCCCACAGACUGAGUCUGGCUCGUGAAGACCUUCUGUGUGGCACAGAACAGGUUGUUAAUGAAGUCAAAAUUGAAGACAUUCUUAUUUAUCUCCGAUGGAUGGUCUGUCAUUUCCACUCCAUGAAAAGAGUCAACCAAUAUCUCAGGGUGUUAAAAUGGCUACCUCUAACACACAGAGCUGAGACCUCUCCCCCAGAGAAAGAAAAGGAAGACCUGGAGGAAGGGACCACAGCAUCAAAGAUAGCCUCCAGAUAUGGGGAUGAUUCUCUAAGUGGACUGUUUCAGCGACCCAAGUCUGGAGUGUCUCGACCAAGUUCUGCUGUGUCUGUGCAGGCCACCGGACCUAUUCCCACAGCUCCUCCCAUAAACCCUAGUCUACUGACCACUAACCCACUGCCUUCCUCUGUGUUUACUAUGGCUGCUGCUGCUACCAGUGGUGGUAUAGCAACAGAUGAGUCGACUCAGGGACUGCCAUUAAAUGCUGUAGACUUUGAAACUCUUAAACCUCACCUGAGCUUUUUGUUGAAUAUCUAUGGCAUCAACUAUGAUUUAAAUUCCAUCCAUAAUUCUGCUGAUGAAAUGGAAAUGUAUGCAGCUGUGAACAGAAAGUUUCAAUCCCUCUUCAACCGACAGGAAGUCAUGAAAACAUUUAAGACAUAUGACAGACUUGAGCCUGGACAGCAAGGAUGGGGGUCUGAUUCACCCUCCCACUGCCUGAAACAGGAGAGUAACUGGAUCUCCUUUGUAACCCUGAAAAGCGAGAGUGACCCCCAACAAGAGAUAGAGUGGACCAAUCUCAGACAUCGUAACAAUGUGGAUGAAAUCUUGCGAUACAUGGAGGCUUUCACUUCUGUCAGUGACCCUCAGAAGGUUCAGGAGACCCUGAGAGACCAUGCUACUAUGGUUCAGAAUCCCCCGGAACCGCAGGAAGCCUCUGUCACUACACACCGCUCACACAAGACGUACGACACGAGACAGACAUGGAGAAAAAUCUACUCCAAUCCUGACCUUUAUGCAGAUAAUGACCUAGAUGACAAUCUCCAAGACGAUGAAGAAAUGGGCGGGACAGGAAGUAAGUCGGCGCGGGCUGUUAGUGCUCGUCGGAGGAAGGACAGUUAUGACUACAAAAGCACGGUGCAGAUGUUGGGUUUAGAUGAGGGAGAGCAGGAGAAUCAAGACCCCGCCUCCCUCCAGGGGGCGUUCCUUGCCUUCCUUCACCUCAGACACCUCAGAACCAGGGAUCUACAGAGGACGGCCCUGAGUGUUUUUAAUUACUUCCGUUCUAUUGAGAGGACUCUGACUAUCAAUGAUGCUGGUCUGUCUCAAGAAGUGGGAGGUUAUAAGAAAACAAGUCAACAGAACCACAGGAGAGCCACAGAGCAUGAUGGGACAGUGGGAGGGGGUGGGGGCAUUGGUUACCAUGGAUACAUGCACAACACACCAGCAGAUUUCAAGUUGAGUGAGUCUGAGUUCAUGGAAUUCUCUGAUAUUGAGAACCAUGAUGACUUUUAUACCAUGGAGGAGGGCAGAGUCCACGUACAGGACCAGAGGGGGUACUAUGUCGUGUAUGAUGCUGCAGAAAAUGACCUAAAGAACAUGGAGAAAGAGAUUUUGUUGAUAGCCACUCACUAUAUAGAGAAGGAUCGAGACCUGAGGAAAAAAUCCAAGGUCCCUAAAUCAGCACGAGAGUCUGCAAGAAAGAAGCUACACUCAGCUCCGGGAGAUUUUGACAUUGGGGAGUACUCCCACCAGGAGAUUGACAGAUUCGGGGUUCUCAUGGAUCUCUGGAACAAUCUCACCUCUUUUAUGGAAUGCAAAAGGGAGCUGUUAGACUGCUAUGUUGAAGCCUACCAGCAUGUGUUUGACAAAGAUGAGAAGCGAGCCAUGGCUCAAGUGAUGAUGAACCUGAUUUACAAGAAGCCGCGAUUUGACUUUAAGGCGGACUAUUUCAUAAAGACAAUCCGGGCAGAGUGUGUUAUCCUUAGACACAUGACAACACUCAUCAAGAACAUCAUGGAUAAACAGAUUGAGGAGCAGAGAGAGUAUCUUCAGAAGGUGUGUAGGGAGGGGGAAGAGUUCGGUCUACCUCUAUCAGUGGUGCCCAAACAACCAAUCUCCAUCAACCUCAGCAGGCCAGCUUUGAGGAAUAUCUACAUGCUGGAGUUCCAUCCUUCUUUGUCUAUCGCCAGCAGGGUCCCUGUGGCUCUGAAGUAUGCUCUUCAGGAGUUAAUCCACAUCCACCAGCCUAAGUCUGUGUACAGUAUGGUGAUGAUAGAGAAGAGACUCUUAGAGGUAGCUUGUAAAGAAUGGGAUCGAUCAGACAAACUGGACACAUACUUCACUCAGCAAGUCCAAAAAGAUUUAUUUGCUGAGGUUUAUGUGGAGGAUCCUAUCUUUAUGUGUAUGAUGGCUAGAACUAUGGUGGACAAAAAGGAAGAAGAGGGAACCAGGAAGAAUCUCAGGGACAGACAACUCAGUAUGAUGGGUGCUAUCAAUAGACUACUGGAGACGUUGACCUGCAGACAUCGUUUAAUGGAUGCCGCUCUGGAGACAGGCAUUUUAGCUGGGAUUUACAAGAAGCAGGCUGUAGAGAUGGGAUUCAGUGAUUACCACAUGUACAUCAGAGCUAUUCAGUUUGAAUCAGCCUCCAUGAAGGACGAUGCUGGGAAACCCCCUCCUAUCAGUAUGUCUGAUGUACAGGAGGACGACUCGGCUGUGUACAAAAUGAAUGUCCCCCUCCAGCAACCACUAGCUAUCAAUGAGCUGGAUGAGGCCCAGAUUGGCAGAUUCAGUUUUAGGACCAGGGAGGCCAUGGAAGAUAUCUUACAAGGAAGUGGCCUUGAGAACCUGAAGGUCAUUCUACAAGUACAGAUAGUUCAGAAAAAUGCCAUCACGAGUGCUGUCCUUCAGGCCAGUGCUUGUGUACCAAUAGAAGAACCAGACCUUCACAAAAGUAGUGGGAGAGCCAGCCCUUCGGAGACCAAGUCAGAGAAAAGUUCUGUCACCCAGAUGACAAGUUUUUCUGGGGGAACUGGGGCCUCUACCCUAGGGGCAAAGUUGUCACAUGACCAGAGCUUGAGAUUUGCCAGGUCCCCAGAUGCCUUUGUUUCAAUACAGCUUGAAAAAACUCCAAGCAGAGAUCUGAUGUUGAAUGAUUUUGUGAAGAAGAGAAAUGAAAUGAGACAUGUGUUGAUGAACCCAGAGGAGUCAAAGAAAGCCAAAAGACAUUUAAUCAAAGAGUUCUGUUAUCGCUUCAACCAGAGAAUGACCCAGUACAGUUUGAGAGGUCAGCUGAUUGCUUACUACAACAGUAUACUCAGACUGUUAAAGGACUUCCCUAACAUCAGAAAAACCUACUUCAUGGUUGGAGAUCCAUAUGAGAAGAAACAAGGCACCAAUAAAAUUGAGGGACUCACACCAGAUCCAAAACAGGACAAGAAGCGUCCGCGGCAGCUGUUGACCAAUGAUGGCCAGCAUGUCCUGAACCUGUGGUUUAUUCCUCACCAUACAGAGGCCCUAGUCAUGUUUAAGAAUCUGUCUGAUGAUAAGAUUGUCCGAGCACUGUCCUUCUCUCUCUCCAUUGUGGCCUCAAUACACGACAUGUUACAGUACCUGUGUGCUCACUCUCGACUCGGUAGCUCACAUGCUCGACUCGGAUCUCAGAGGAUGGAGUUUGUCUCGGCAGACUGGGGAGGCACAGAGGGAAUAGGUGCUGAGUUACGUGAGAUACAGAAGCAGAUAGAAAACCUGCCCCACCCCACAGACCCCCGGACCAUCGCGGACUUCCUGGCCAUGAGACGGGAUGUCAUGUUUCUGGAGUUUGACACCGCUGUCAGACAUUGUAUGAUGGAUACGUUUCUAUCAACAGGGAAUGUACAGUCAUUCAAUUCCUUGAAAAACAACAUAUACCAUGCCCUGCCAAACCUGAGUAAUGUCCAGAGACCGACCCUACAAGCCAUGUGUCUGACUGUACCAGAACCACUGGAGCCCAGAGACUUCCAGGCUCGAGAACUGUUUCCAUGGAGAUCUUUCCUGGGAAGGAAUGGUCCCUACCCCCUGAUGUAUUACCAGUGGCACAUGAUUGAACACUACAUACAGUUGUGUCUCUCAGGACUGAAGGAUGUCGACAGACAUGUAGCUAAUGGUGAGAUACUUGGGGUGAGCUUGUUGAUGGAGGAUGUCCUACAAACUGGCUAUCAGGAUAUCUCACAUCUCAGUGAUGCUGACGAUCUCGAGACAGCAAGAUCUGAGAAAAAGGAGGGCUCAGUAACAACCUCCAGAGGGGCGAGCAGACUGGACAUACAGACACCCACUGGCAGCAUAUCCUCCAAAGCAGAGACCCCUAAGAGCUUGUCUCGGACCAAGGAGCCAGUGGAGGCAUACAAACUUCUCAAGUUCUUCCUUAUUCUCUGGAAGUGUCUAGAACAUGCUAAAUAUGCCUGGGGCAAGAGAAAGCUCUUUGUGGAGGAAAUCAAUAAACCCUCCCUGUUUAAAGAAUAUUGCAAAGUAUACAAAACUGAGGUGCUAUUACCAGUCCUACAAAGUGUUGCUAGGAGACUGGGUCAAGGUGAAUUGUAUGAGGGCAUUGCCAUGGAAACUGACCCACUUGUUAUGCCUAAAGGUGCUUCUGAGAUUGAAAUCAGAUCAAAACAGCUUGUGAAGUUGUUGGAGACAUUUGAGUGCCACAUGAUCACAGAAAUUCGUAAGAAGAUUGACAAAGAAGCAACUCUAGCAACAGCUGAGAGGGUGCGCGUGGAGAGCAACCUAGCAACAGAUCUGUGGAAGAGACCUGUUAUGAAGGAGAGUUUUACUCUUGCCAAACCACUGAUUGCUGAAGAUUUUGUCACAAAACUCAAGAAGAAAAUGAACGAGACAGAGUCUGGAGAUUUCACCAUCGGCCAUGACGACCUGAAUGAGUGUGUCAGUGAGCUGGCCAGAAAUAUCAUGACCAGAGAAAGGCAUAACUUUGAUAGCUACACGAUGUAUUAUGAAAAUUUGCUCCGAGUCCAUCAUACACUACUCUACUCAAAAGAGCAGGAGGUAAAACAUCUCCAAGAUGCCCUGAAGGCCAUUCAACAUGACACAAUGGUGGAUGUCCAGUGUCUGCUUGGAACACAUGUCCAUGACCUUCUACAAGAGGUGACUGCACUGAGAGCUAAGAUCCAUGAGAUGAGGGAGAGCUCUAUGAGCAUGGAGCAAGACUGUAGGGAGCGAGUAAAGGAGGAAUACAGGGACCUCAUCAAGAACCUCCUCGAGGCCUCAUCAGUGGUCAAAAACAAACUGGAUGAAUUCAGGAAUGAGUUAUUUGAUGAUGUUUGUGAGAAGAUAGAGGAGACGAGAAGAGAAGCUCUGAGAGAAAUGGAUGAAGCCAAGGAGAGGAAAGAUGAUGAUGACUUACUACAGAGGUAUUUAGCUAAAUCUGAGAAACUGAGAGAACAUGAGAGUACAAACUACAACCUGAGUCUGGUGGUCAACAAAAUGAAAGUGGUUCAGAAAUGGAGGCAACAGAGUCUACUGACAAAAGUCCAACAAUCUGUGGCUAAUCUGAGGAAGCAGGCUGAGAUGAGCCAGAAAGAGAAAACUCAGGCAGACAUGUUGUACGAGCAGGAGAGAAUCUCACUCUAUCAGCAGCUAGACCAGAUCAAGGAUGCUCUGAAGGUCGCUGAGAAAGAGUGUCAUGAUAUCCGACAGAAACUAGAGAAAGAGCUAAAAGAGAAACAGGAGAAGACACAUGAAGCCCAACAGAGAGCUCGCAGUCAGAAACAACUAGAGAUGGCCAAACAGGCUAACAUAGAGAAACUGGAAGUAGAGCUGAAGGACAGAGACACAAGACUUCGAAUUCUGUCAGAUGAGCAGGAUAAGGUGAUCCGUAUGCAACAUAUGCAACAGGACAAAAUCCGCAAGGACAUAGAAACUGUCAGAAAACAACUCAGUCAUGAAAGGUCACUGAAACUGGAUGCAUUCACCAGAGUGGAUGAUCUACAAACUCAGGUGUACGAUUUGGAGAGCUGUUACAUUAGCCGAGCCCAGUCCUCCAUGGCAAUGUCUCCCGCACCAUCUAAGGCUCGAUCCCGCAUUCAGUCAGCUCAGAGAACGAGAAGUCACAACACCCCUACAUCUAAUUGGCCCCCUCCAGUCAUGUGGCCGGCAAACCGCAGUCUGACCCCAGGGGCUCCUGGGGGACCACCAGUCAGUGAAGAGUUAAAUUAUCUGGAUGAGAGGAAAAUACAGCGACCUAAAACUGUCAGUGGGAAACUUAGACACUCAAUUACAGAACAGGUUGGUGGUCGACUGCGGAGUAGAAUUGCUGAACAGUUGCUGAAUGAACUAGAACUGGACUCCCAUAGAACUGUUAUACAGUUAGAGGAGCUCCAGUUAGAGAACAGGCCAGGUUCUGGGCGAAGAGAGACGGCAUACUGAAAAUGAGGCUAUUUACUGAAAGAGAGGCUUCUGUUCAAUGUUAUGUAGAAUUAGGACUUAAUGUUAAGUUGUUAAAAAAAAAAUAUGUAUUCUUACAAUGAUUAGGUUCAUUUUUUGUCACAUGAUGUUUGAACUAGGCUAAUGUGUUGUGAUUUAACAUUAGAAAAGUGUAGCAGUUUUCUUUAAGUUUCAUGUUGUUACAUGUAAUUUUUGAAAUUUUUAUGUUUCAUACUGUAUAAGAUCGAGGCUUGAUUUGAUUAAGAGAUGUUACUGUGUUCCUUAAUGCAUUUAUAAAACAAAUCACUAAUAAAUGCCCAAUGUCUGUGAUAAAAUAUUAUUUUUUGCGAAAAACUACAGAUACACAUUUAUUAAGAUGUUUUAAUUUUUUUGCAUAUUUUAUGUUAAAAGAUGUUGUGAUUCUAGUUCGUGAUAAACU